Molecule: messenger RNA, 468 nt
Organism: Closterium sp. NIES-65
Lineage: Eukaryota; Viridiplantae; Streptophyta; Zygnematophyceae; Desmidiales; Closteriaceae
Source: the annotation of a GenBank genome assembly
AUGGCUCAUCAGGGCUGGCCUAGCCGCUGCUCUGGUGAUGGGACCCAAGGGCCUCAUCAACCGCCUGCUCGACUCCAGACCUGCAUUGCCUGCCCCACUCCCCCACCUCUCUUCCCACUCUCCUCCCCCCAGUGCCCCACGAUAGCGCUGGUGAUGGGUCCCAAGGGUCUCAUCAGCCGUCUCCUCGCGCUUACUCUUAACAACGCCUGCCCUGCAAUUCCUCUUGUACCCCCUCUAUCCCCUCCCCAACCCCCACUCCCGUGCCCCUCACACUUUCCCUCCCCUCACUACCCGACCAUAGCGCUGGUCAUGGGACCCAAGGGCCUCUGCCCCACCAUAGCGCUGGUCAUGGGGCCCAAGGGCCUCAUAAGCCCGCCCUACCAUAGCAUUGCGUUGGUCAUGGGUCUCAAGGGUCUCAUCUGCCGCCUCCUCGCACCCAAAUUCAUCGGCGUCUGUCCUGCAUUAUGA